Molecule: messenger RNA, 1437 nt
Organism: Gossypium arboreum
Lineage: Eukaryota; Viridiplantae; Streptophyta; Magnoliopsida; Malvales; Malvaceae
Exons: 2
Coding region: 178-993 (271 amino acids)
Biological process (GO): lipid metabolic process
Molecular function (GO): oxidoreductase activity, acting on the CH-CH group of donors
Source: RefSeq, a predicted model, not a curated record
CGUAGUUCAACCAAAAUGCUUUGUAAUUGUAUCAGCGUGCAUCGCCAUUGAUUCAAUGAAAUGCAGAAGUGGCAAUUCCACGUCCAUUUAUAUCUGAUGCUAAUGUUUGUGGUUGCAAUUCAUCCAAAUGCAUAAACUUUUGCUACAGGUAUAAGAUUUUUACGCCCAAUCUCAUGAAUGACAGCGGGAAUAAAAAUGGCGUUGAUGAAAUUUCUAUUCCCACCAUCUCUGUUCGUCACCGCAACCUCUCUGGCAUCUUUUACGUUAAUGACAAGUUCUGGGUUAUCGGAAUUGAGAGGAAAGAAUCUUGAAUAUUCUAAGUUUUUCAACAUUGGUUCAAAAGCUUCUGAUGUAGAAAAAUCCAAGUUAAAGCUCCCUAGUAGAAUCGCCAUGGCUACGCUUUAUACGCCAGCUUUUCUUGCUGGUGUUUCUUCGUUUGCGAUUUUCCCAGAUGAGAAUCUCAGGUUUUUGUUGCUCAAAUCCGCCAUUUCCAUCCAUUUCUUCAAAAGAGUUCUUGAGUCCUGUUUUCUUCAUAAAUAUAGUGGCGAAAUGGGACUGGAUACAAUGAUAGUAAUACUCUCAAGUUACUUCAUUUCCAGUGCACUCGUGAUCUUUAACCAGCACCUAACAAUGGGGCUCCCAGAGCCACCAAUUGAUUUGACAAACCCUGGGAUUCUUUUGUUUUCCAUAGGAAUUAUUGGCAAUUUCUACCAUCAUUAUCUUCUAUCCAAACUGAGAAGCCAAGGUCCGAAUAAAGAAUAUAAGAUCCCAAAGGGUGGUUUGUUUGGAUUUGUGAUUUGCCCUCACUAUUUAUUUGAGGUUUUAGUGUUUUGGGGAUUUGCCUUCAUUUCUCAGACUCUGUUUUCAUUUGCAUAUGCAAUGGGCACUACUUUUUACUUGUUGGGUAGAAGCUCUGCCACUAGGAAAUGGUACCUUUCAAAGUUUGAAGAUUUUCCCAUGAAUGUUAAGGCUAUGAUUCCAUUUCUUUUCUAAAUUCUAGAUGUUGAAACUUUUACAAAAUACUUAAAUUCAGCCUUGUUUUUGUAGAUUUGGAUAUAGGGUUUUUUAGUUUUGAAAUUCAUUACUUGAAUAUAUUCCAGAAAUACAAAAUAGUUGGUAAAAAAUAGAAACAACCAAGAAAGAAGGAAAUAAAUUGGCCUCGAGGGCAAAUCAUGCCUAACAAAUAUAUCAUCAAAGACACGGAGUUAUUCAAAUUGUAACACAGAAAUUUCUUUCAAUUUUAAUUCUUUCUCAUCUUGGGUAUAAUAAAUCAUUAAUGGAGUAAGGAUCUCCAAUCUCUCAUCAUGAUCCUCUCACUUGGCACUGGCAAGUUGAGUGCGGAGCAGCUUGGCCGCAGCAACCAUGUUGUUGAGGGCCGGUUUCACCUCAGCAUACUUACGAGUCUUGAGCCCGCAGUCAGGGUUGACCCACAAGAUG